UUUUAGAAAGGCAUGAUCAACGUAAAUGAUUGUGAUAUCUAUCCAAGGGUAACUACAAAUAAUAUAUAUAACCCAGUAACCCACGUUUUCCUUUAAGCGGUUACACAUAUUCAAGUUUCUUCUUCUGCAGUUCCCAGAUAUUCUACGAAAAUGGCCCUCGAAGCUGCGGUCAAGGCUGCUGUUGGUGCACCCGAUGAGAUUGGGGACUGCCCUUUCAGUCAGAGGGUUCUCUUAACUUUGGAGGAGAAGAAACUUCCUUACAAAUUGCAUCUCAUCAAUCUAUCCGACAAACCCAGUUGGUUCUUGAAAGUGAGCCCAGAAGGAAAAGUGCCAGUGGUGAAGUUUGAUGACGAAUGGGUUCCUGAUUCUGAUGUCAUUGUGGAGACUCUUGAGAAGAAGUAUCCAGAGCCUUCUCUGGUUACUCCUCCUCAAUUUUCUUCUGUGGGAUCGAAGAUAUUUAGUGCUUUUACAAAAUUCUUGAAAAGCAAGGACCCGAAGGAUCAUUCGGAGCAGAAUUUACUUGAAGAGUUGAAGGCGCUUGAUGAGCAUCUUAAGGCUCAUGGACCUUAUGUUGCUGGAGAGAAGGUAACUGCUGUUGAUUUGAGUCUGGCACCGAAGUUGUACCAUGUUGAUGUUGCUCUUGGCCAUUUUAAGAAGUGGUGUAUCCCCAAAGACUUGGCCUGUUUAAUCUCCUACAAAGAGUUGCUUUUCGCUCGAGAAUCAUUCGUGAAGACGAAAGCUACCCCAGAACAUGUAAUUGCUGGAUGGGAGCCCAAGGUGAAUCCUGCAUGAAUACAGGGACGCAUUCACCCUAAGUUAUGAAAUAAUUGGAGGGGUUUAAUCCUUGAGAAUUUGGCUGGUGGUGCUUUGCUUGCUAUCUUCCCUAUGUUUCAAUAAAUAUUGUAUUUUUCUUAUCUGGUGCUCUUAACGGAACAGUGUAACAUCUUUAUGCCUAAUCUUUUAAGUCUGCCUUCUGUUUUAGUAAAGGCUGUGAGAGCUUUGGUUA
Cucumis sativus (cucumber) is the source of this 1006-nucleotide messenger RNA. Its product is annotated as glutathione S-transferase DHAR2. Gene Ontology annotation, molecular function: glutathione dehydrogenase (ascorbate) activity. The record is from RefSeq and is a predicted model, not a curated record. The transcript has 6 exons. Gene Ontology annotation, biological process: cellular oxidant detoxification; ascorbate glutathione cycle; protein glutathionylation. NCBI's taxonomy places the organism in Eukaryota, Viridiplantae, Streptophyta, Magnoliopsida, Cucurbitales, Cucurbitaceae. The coding region runs from base 151 to 792 and encodes 213 amino acids.